Messenger RNA from Paramecium sonneborni, 1599 nucleotides. NCBI's taxonomy places the organism in Eukaryota, Ciliophora, Oligohymenophorea, Peniculida, Parameciidae. The record is from the annotation of a GenBank genome assembly.
AUGAAAUAAUUUUUAAAUAAAUAAUUAUGCAUAUUCAAACCAGGAGAAGUAAUAUUAGAAAAGUAUUUCUCUCCAAAUAUACUAAAUCAUAGUUAUAAUCAAUAUACAACUCUAAUAAGCGUAUUAGAUAAAUCAAUUAAGAAAGUUAAGGAUAAGGAUAUUUUUAUUGAAUAAUCCAAAAAAUAAAUAAACUAAACACAAAAUAAUGAAUAGCAAGUAAGUCAGAAAAUCUAUAUUUAAGGGUUUUAUAACAAUGCUUUUAAAUAUUGAAGAGACAUUAGGUGAAAAUGGGAUUCAAUAUUUAAGCAGAGUUUAAGAACACUUAGAAAAAUUAAAAAUUGAAUAUCCAAAUUUGAAAAAAUUACUUAAUAUAAUGUUUAAUUAAAAUAAUGAUGAGCCAAUAGCAUAAAAAAAUAAUUAAGGAUAAAAAGUAAAUUUUAUUAAUAUAUAUAAGUAAUUAGAAGUAGACGAAUUAGAAGGAUUGAGAAAUUAAAAUAAAACUUUAAAAUUAAAAAAGAUGUAAAAAAAUUAUUAAUUUUUAGGAGGUUAUAACAAAAAUUUGGUGAAGCAAUUAAAAAAAUAAACGAAUUAGAGAUUUUGUACAAGUAAAUAAUUCAUGUAUGUAAGUAAGAGAGCAACAAUAAAAGAAUUAAAGUAAUGAAAAAUAGAUUGAAGAAAAUAAUUGUGAAAUUAUUAACAAAAAUAAUGAGAUUAAAAAUUUAAAGUAGAAUAUUGAAGAAUUUCAAACAUAAGUGAAAAAAAAGGAUGAAAUAUUUUAAUAAACCUUAGAAGAAGCUAAAAAAAUAAGUGCUCAUGCAUUAUAAGAGAUUGCAUAAAAAUUAGAAAUAAGACAUGAUCAAAUAAUUCAAGUUGAAAAAAUACACAGUGAUUAACUAUAAUAAAUAAAUGAAAAAGAGAAAGGUAUUAAAGAGGAAAAUUCUGAAUUAAACUAAACUAUCGAUGAAUAUUUAUUAAUGUUUAAAUAAAAUCCUUAAUCUUAAGAACUUGAAAGAAAAAUACACUCAAUAUUUUAAAGAUGUUAAAACUUGAAUGAUUUAAUUCAAAAUGCUAAAGUUUAAUUAGAAAAUUUCAUUGAUUUGAUUAAACAACCAUGGAGGGGUUUGCCAAAUAAAAACGAGUUGGAUUUAAAAUAAGUAUUAAAAAAAAAUUUGGAAUUGAUGUAGUUAUAUCAAAAAGUUUUUGAUAACUUUUAGAAAACAAUAGCAGUAAUAUUGGAAAAUUCUUGCAAAUAUCAUUCAAAUAAUGCAAUUUUGAAAGUAAAAAAAAAUAACUCAAAUAUUUUUAUUUAUCUUCAAAAUGACAAUUAAUCAAAUAAACAUUACAAAUAAUUAUAUGCAAAUAUAAAGACUCAACAUAAUGAUACAAGUAUCGAUUUUACUAAGUUUAGCAUUGUUAAAAGAUAAUUAAUUAUAGACUAUAAAGGAUAAAAUUUUUGAUUUUAAAGAGAAAUUAGAUGGAUCCUGUUCUAGAUCAAAAUCUACGAUUAAAAUAAAAAAGCGAUAAAAGAGUCUAACUGAAUCUAAACAAUCAAUACAUAGAGAUUCUUAGAGCAAACCAUAUAUCGAUUAAAAUAAUUGA